Maudiozyma barnettii is the source of this 2331-nucleotide messenger RNA. Its product is annotated as arrestin C-terminal domain-containing protein. Gene Ontology annotation, biological process: ubiquitin-dependent endocytosis. Lineage: Eukaryota; Fungi; Ascomycota; Saccharomycetes; Saccharomycetales; Saccharomycetaceae. The transcript has a single exon. Gene Ontology annotation, molecular function: ubiquitin protein ligase binding; protein-macromolecule adaptor activity. The record is from RefSeq and is a predicted model, not a curated record. Bases 1 to 2331 code for a protein of 776 amino acids. Gene Ontology annotation, cellular component: cytosol; cytoplasm; plasma membrane.
AUGCAGUUUAAUAAUAAAGAUCCGACUAUUGAUAUUACAAUUCAAAGUGGAAAAGAUGGAGUCAUCGUACUGAAAGGGCCACCAGAGAAUGCAGCACCUGUGUUAUUAUCAGGUGUAAUCACUUUAACAACAUCGGAGACUGUGAAAGUGAAAUCUGUGUCUCUGAGAUUAACUGGUAGAAUGAAUUAUAAUGUACCGAUAAUACCAGCAAAUCCUCAGAUUGGGUUAAAAGUAUUAACAGUAGAUAAAUGGUUAUAUCAUCAUAAAUGGGAUGAUUUUAAUAUCGAAUCAUAUUUUAAAAGUUUAUAUAAAAAUUAUCAAUCAAAGACUCCCAUUGUAGAUUCAAAGAAUUUAAGAGCAAAUAUUAUUUCGGCUUAUAAUAGUAAUGGGAAAAUGAAAAGACCAAAAUCAACUACUUCAUUAUUAACAUUAAGAACUACAGGAAACAGUUCGAAUAGUUCAAUUAAUAAUAAUAAUGGUAAUUCGGGAACAUUACCAUUUCAAAGAAGAAAAUCACAUACAUUAUUGAAAGGGAAGUAUGAAUUUCCAUUCACAUCCGUAUUACCAGGUGAUAUUAAUGAAACAAUAGAUGGAUUACCAAAUACAAAUGUAAGUUAUUAUUUGGAAGCAAUCAUUGAACGAUCUAAUGGGAAAUCAGAUUUAUAUUGCAGAAAAUACGUAAGAAUUAUUAGAACUAUUACACCGGAUAUUCCAGAGAUUUCUGAAACGAUAAACGUUUCAGAUACUUGGACAGAUAGAAUUUUUUAUUCGAUGUCAGUCGCUGCAAAGACUUUGGCUAUUGGUUCAAAAAUUCCGAUAAACAUAUCUAUUAUUCCAUUGAAAAGUGAAAUUAAAUUGGGAGCCAUUAGAAUAUCUCUUUAUGAAACCGCUGAAUAUUGUUAUAAAGGGAUACGUUCGAAAGUUGAUCGUGUAGUAGCAAGGGUUAAAUUGGAAAACCCAGAAAAGAUGUUAGUGAAAUUGAUGCAUGAUGAUAAGUUUCAAGAGAAAUGGGAACUUGACGUACCUUUUAGAAUCCCUGCAAAUUUAUCUAAAUGUACUCAGGAUUGUCAAAUAGUUAGUGAAGUCAGAGUCACUCAUAAAUUCAAAUUUUCUAUUAAUUUUACAAAUCCAGAUGGUCACGUAUCAAGAUUAAAAGCUAACAUUCCAGUGACAUUAUUCAUUUCUGAAUUUAUUCCCUUAAAAGUUAAAGGAAUGAAAUCAACUACAGAUUUUACUUGCAUAACAAAAGAUAUUAAAAAACAACAUGCCACUGAUGAACCAAAGGAAACAAUAUUUCAAGCAGGUCAUGUUGGUUUAAUAUCUGCCCAAUAUGAUAAUGAAUCAAUAUUACCUGUAAAUGCAUUAAAUGAUUUACUGUCCCCACCAGAAUAUGAAAAUCAUGUAUUUGAUAGAAGAUUUUGUAACGAUUUGGACGUAGAUUCUGCAUUGUUACCUCCACCUUCGGAUAUUGCACCAGAUCUAUUACCUUACGAAGCAGUUGACGAUAAGUUCUUUCCAACGGAUAUAUUAAGAGAUAUUGAUAUGGAUUUAUCUAAUCAUAGAAGAAUGAGUGAUGCAUCGUGUCAGACUAUGCCUGAAAUGCAAUUUUCAAGUUUAGAUACUGCUAUUGAAGAUACUCAGGUUAAUGAAACGAACAUUCAACAACAGAACCAAAAUGAAAUUAUGUCAAACGUGGGGAAUUAUACAUUAUGUAGCACAAACAGUAUUCACUCCUACAGCCAUUCAAAUUUACAAGUCGAUAAUAUUCCAAGUAAUAAAACAAAUAUGAAUCGAUCAGAAACACAUAAUCCACCUCCACCAUCAUAUAUGGAAGAAGAUCACACUAUGCAAAGAGCAAGUGUGAAUACAAUUGUACAAGAGCAUCACCCAAGGAGGUUUAGAUCAAGUUCAUUGGCACAUUAUUUGCCUAUAAUGGAAGCUGUUCCAGGCCACACACCUAACUCAUCUCAAGAUAUAGUAAGAUCUGCACCACGUACUUUCAGAAAUAGAUCUUCGUCUACAUCAUCAAAUAAUCCAUUUUUAAAUGAUAUUAAUAUAACUGAGGCUAUUGACAUAGCCGUUGAAGAAACCAUUCAACGAUUUUCCCGAGUAGGUGACUCGAGUAAUUCAAGAGAUAUAUUUAAUUUACCAACGUCAAAUCAAAUGUUCCACAACAUUUCAGAACCAUUUGAAAAGUUUAAUAAUCCCGAUCGACUUAGAUAUUCUAUCACUGACAAUAUGAACAGUACAAAAGUAGAUUUGAUUCCGAGAAGGGAUCUAUUGAGAGUUGAACCAAAAUUGGAUCAAGUGACUACAAGUUCUAACAAUUGA